GAAGGAAGAUAGGAGUGGGAGAAGUGCCGGGCAAGCCAGCAGUGGCGCGGCCCGUGCUCCGGAGCAAGAGGCCAGUGCCAGUAGUGUGUUCGUUUACAAGAUGGCAGACGGGCCGUCCGCAGAAGACGCGGCCACCGAGCUAGGGGACAUUUAUCGGGUGCCGAGGGAGCGAUACAAAUACGAAUCGUUGGCGAUGGGUCAGGACGGUGACGGAGCGGCCUCGGCUGCUUUGGUGAGGUUCAUGAGCGCGAGUGACAGUGACGAGACGCGUCUUAGCCUUAGGAGUAGUGAUGACUUGUACGGCGAUGUUAGCCUCGCGAGUGUGAUUGGUGAUGAUGACGACGGUGCGUCGAGUCGAGCUGGAACGGAUAGUACGAGUAUGCCUAGCGACUCUCCGGAGUGUCUCGAUGAGGAUCACGAGAAUUCGCAUGAGCACGACCUGGUCUCCGUCGCGACGGUUAAUGAAUCUCGUCGUCGGGGUGAACGCGUUCAAGCAGACGCCAAUGCUGCGCCCAAGAUCAUCGCCAACGUUGCUGCCGUAGCCGCCGCGAGCGUAGUCGGCAUUUCCAGGCUCAGCAAUCCCUUCAAGGGACAGAUCAGGAGCGCCGAGGACACCCUCGUUGGACCCUGCGGCAAGAAGCGGUGCGCCGAUCGAUACGACAGCUCCGAGAGCUCCGACAGUGGAGUAGCCGUAUCCUGCGGCGAGUGCAGCAGCAGCGGUACCAGCGACAUAACGGAGCCUGGAUCACCCUGUAGCACCAGCAGCGACGAGGGUGUCGCCAUACGAGGAACGGCACCGAGUCCACUUCCGUCCCUGCCCAAGCUGGCGCCACCUACGCCCCAAGUUCACAGUGGCCCCAGGCCCCAAUGGCCCUGGACACCGCCACUGGCCGUUACUGCCUGCUCCACCUACAAGAGGCUUAAGAGCGAACCCGAGGCGGGUACCCUGCCAAGAGCUGGAGCCGCUGACCCUACCUCCAGGAGUAAAUCCUCUGGUGUCAAGGGUCACCACGAGACCCAGGGCAAGAUCACCGAGUAUUUCAAGACUCAGAUCAAACCUCAGCAGCCCAAGAACAAAAAAACCAGUGACAUGUCAGUACUGGUAGCUAAGAGUUCACCGGAGUUCCGACGGCCUCCUACUGUUCAGAGGAACAAGGGUGGACUUGCCAAGUACCUAGGUGCUGUAUCACCCAACAGUCGAUCAAACGAUUGGGAGGUACGGACCCUGACAAUGUCACCACCACCUUCGAAGAAGCCACCGGUGAUAGUGCCCAGGGCAAAUAUUAAUAUGGAGAAGCUGCCUAAACCCGUGCCCAGUCUGCCGAUCUCAAACGACGUCCUCUCGACACUUCCUACUGUCAAGAUAUCCUCUCUCAGACUGCCAUCGGAUGCGAGUCCCAGUGAAAAGGGUAGCUCACCCCCGGCGACUCCUACGGCCUCGUUAACCGGCGAGCCAAUGACUCUUGACUUCAAGGACAGCGUCCACAUUAAACCUAUUGUCAAUGAGAACAAUAAUUUCACGACAACGUUACUCUCCACGAGGAGCACGAACGACUUUCUAUCUAGGUUGAUCGCACCUGUCCCGCAGGAGACUAAAAACAAGGACUCCCAGGAUGAUAAGACUGGUGAACCCAAGGCGCUACUGUCGCCCAUCCUUUCCGCACCUACGACAAUCCGGUUUCCGGCUCAGGUACGUCAAAAAGAUAGGUCACAGGGUACAGACAGCGGCAUCUGUCGCUGGGAUAAGUGCGAGGCCAGCUUUGACUCGAGUAGUUGUCUACUGGAACACUUGCAGUCGGCUCAUAUCAAUACGCAGACUGGAGGCGAUAACUUCGUAUGCCAUUGGCAAGGCUGCAAGGUUCACGGAAGGACAUCCUGCUCCCGUAGAUGGCUCGAAAGACACGUCCUGUCUCAUGGCGGAAAUAAACCCUUCAGAUGCAUCGUCGACGGCUGCGGCAGUAGAUUUAGUUCACAGACCGCCUUGGAGAGGCACGUCAAUGGCCACUUCAAUCAGCCCGAGACGAGUAGCAGUAGCAGCAAAAGAAGCUGUGAAAACGGUGGGAAACUCGUAAGGAGAAAUGGCAAGAGGCUCAGAUAUAGAAGGCAACCUUGGUCUGCAAGACUGUUCGAUUACUUCGAUACGGGAGUAAUGGAGGGUCUGCAGCAUAGGUUACUCGAGUUAGCCAAAACAAGGACCCAAGGAAGACUCGCCGAGACUCCAGGAAACUCGAUGGCCCUAACUAGUCAAGUUUUAGCACGAAGAGUAGAACUGGACGGAAAGACAAAAGUGCUGUUACGAUGGUACCCUCAAGACAUUGCCCCGGACGAGUGGGUCCUGGAGUCAGAAGUACAAAGCACAAAGCAUGUAGGAAUUCGUGAAGUGGCUUCUUCCUUGCCAGACGAAGUGAGUCUCGCUCUCUACCCGGCUCUCAAUGACGGCCAUCCUUCACAGACGAGGACGAAGCAGCGCCGGAAACCGGUGAAGAACUCGUGAUAUCGGACAUCCGGUACGUUCGCGAGUACAUGAGAGAAACUAUCCCACGACACGUCUGUUACGCGACGAGAGUCCACGUUAAUACGGGUAACGGACACAACUAAUAAAGGAUCGGACGGAAGACCAGAAAGAUGACCAAAAUCGGCACAAGGAUCGUCGAACUAUUCACCAGGUGAUAAGAGACGAUCUUAUCUGUACAGAACGGAAAGAAGCACCGUGCUGUUAGCAGUACGAUAAACAGUAUAUAGCAGGAGAGUACGAGCAAGAGAAGAAGAAAGGAAAAAGCAUUGAGAACAAAUAAGUAAAAGAAGCGAAGAGUACACAAAGAACUGAGGAUGACGUGGGAAACGUACCUAGAGUAAUAAGGUCAAGGCGAAGGGUAAUAAUGGAGGAAGUUCCGAGAGGAUUGUAAAACUGUCACGAACCUUAUAUAAUACCCUUAAUUUAUUUAGCCUAAUCUAUUAUCUGUCGGUCGAAGGAUUGUAGGUGAAUGAAGGAUCGUUUAUUCUCGCCAUACUAAGCAGGCCGGAAGUAGACUGGUUAUAUGUCUAAAGGCGUUACCGGAAGGGCUGUAGAUUCGAGCUAAAUAAAAGUGCCUCACCGUGGAUGUUUCACUAACAGAUAAAAAUGAUGAAGAUGCCAAUAUGGUCGGAACGAGUUAGAGAAGGCUCAUGAAACGGGAAGGUCUGGGCGCGCAAGAGAGAGAGAGAGAGAGAGAGAGAAAGAAAACAAGAUAUUCAAUGAAAAAAAUCUAUAAGAUAACUGAUUAUUGAUUAAUUAACUGUUAAAUGUUAGUUAAUGAUUAUAAGGAGAUAAUCACUCUGGUGGCCUUAGGAAUCAAUUAAUAUCUAAUGUCGAAUCCACUUGGCACUUCCGGUGGCGCCAAGGGCGCUACGCAAUCCUGGCCUUAACACAAAGAAAAAUUCGACGAGAAUUUCUUCGAUCUUUGACCUCGUUCCUUGACCUUCGCUCGGUGUAAGAAACACAGCGCGCGCGUACGCGUGCGCUUCCCGCCGAACGAGUAUCACCAAUAUAAUAUAUAAAUAUAUAAAUACAUAUAUAUAUAUAUAUAUAUAUAUAUAUAUAUAUAUAUAGGAAGUAUGGUGUGAAUACAGUAAUAACGUGCGUCAUGCGGAAAUUGUGAGUAGAACGAAACGUGGAUCGUUUGUAUUUGUCCGCCGACAUAUUUGCCUUCGUAAAGGGGGUUGACAGUCUCAGAAUUGAAAAUCGUAAUUUUCUAAUGCAGAAUGUUGAAAGCAAUUAGUAUCAUAAAAGAUAACAACGCCAUACUGAUAAUCGCGGACAGACUGGAAUUCGAUCAACGACUUACUGACGACGCACUCUUUCCUUUUCUAGCAAUUUUUUGAAGCGUGCGCUUCGUUCAAAGCAAUGUACAAAAAAUGAUAGUGGAGGACUUGCUCCAAUUGGCCGGGAUGCGUUCUAUUUUCGUGAAACUUCUCUGAAUUGUUUUGAGACUCAUUUUAAUAGAUGCAGAGAAGCUUUGCUAAUUUUUUUUUUUUUCAUUUUAAUCUCGACGAACGACUUUCGGCCAAUCGCGUUACAGAUUUAGAGACAGUUUUGAGACACUUUAUACAGCAGAUCUUUUCGUCACUUAAACUUGCGCGCAGCACGGCUAUCAUUUAAAUCCUAUGUUCUUUCACCCUUUCUUUUUUACGUUGUUUUUCAUAGUUCACAUUUAUACUAGCACCUUUUUGUUUUAAUUGGAUUUUUGUUUACUCUGUUUAUCAGUAUGUUCAUUGCGAGUAUACUCGAUUUUCUUAUCGAAUAGAUAAUUUAUAAACUGACAAAUGAGCGGACAAUGACAAGAUCAGAAAAAGAGGCAAAUACUAUAUGCUGGCCGUGCUGCGCAGUUGUAUAUAUAAAUAGAUAUCUACCCUUGCUACGAGCUGUUGCCCCCAGAAAAGGGGUAAAAUAUAAAGGCUGUGUUACACUAUCCACCGCGCUCAGGGGUUCAAAAAGAACGAAUAGUAGGCAAGAAGGCGAAUGAACGGAGUGCGCACAUGCGUCUGAGAUUGUCAGGUAUAGAAUCGAUAAACACCAUGAGAAUCGUAAAGAGCAAAAUAUGCAAUGGGAAUGCCGGUUUUUUUGUCGUGUUUGCCGAAACCGCAAAAAAAUCCUUGACUAGUCGAUCGCUCUGUUAAUAAAAUUGGAUUGCAGGACAUGGAAGAUAAAGAGUAAAUCGAGAAAAAUGGAAUAUGUACGUUGUAAAUGUUGAAGGGGGGAAAAAGAAAAAAGAAAAAACAAAAAAAGAAAGCGCAUCGACGUUUUCGAAUGGCCGUAAGGGAAGAAAAGCGUGUCGACGACCCCAACGACGCGCCUAUAAAUAUAGUAAAUAAGGUCGAAUAAGGGAUAAAAAGAUACAUACACAGCCAGACGAAAAACACGUGCCCGUGCACAUACACACUAAAAAAAAAAAAAGAAAAAACAUAUGUACACGUGCGAAGACAUAGAUACACACACCAGCUAAGAAACACUGCCAAUAUGUGUAAUUAAGAGUUUUUAGGUUAAUUAAUGAAUUAUUAUUAAUUACAAUUUAUUCUGUAACCACUAGAUCUCUAGAUUCGCCAAUGCCUAUUACCCGCGUCAUCGCGCACCAUUGUACAUUAAUCCUUUUUAUAUUAUUUUUAAUGUCCGCCGGAUUCUUUUUUUCUUUUCUUUCUUACUCGUCAUUGUCACCACCCCUAACUUCACGACACACAUGGAAAAUUCGUUCCAUCGCACCGUUUCCACGGUCACUGGUCUCGUAGGACCUAUCCGCUAGUAUCUCCAUCCCCUUUACUAGAUCUGUGCCAGCGUGGCCUUCUUCCUGUUCAUCUCAUUAAUCAGGUGCGCAUUGUCCCGGGUAAGAUGGCACGCCUGUAAAUAGUUAGACGAAUUAUUUGAAAGUAGAGCCCCGAACGUUCACGAGUGGCCGCGCGUGCGCGAGGUCACGAGGGCCUACGCGUAGUGUUAAACGAUACACAAAAAAGCCCUGUGUAAUUAUUAUUAUUAGCGAGACGGAGAUGACGACGAUGGACGAAGCACCCACCCUGUAUUGCGUAAGGGUGCAUGCGAGUAACGAGCUGCGAAAGGGGAAGCUUGACCUUCCUUUUUUUUUCCCACUCGAGGGAUGCGAUAAGGGAUGACAAUUGUUGUCGAGCGCCGAGGGGGGAGAUAGGACAUAGAAGGGGCGAGCAAGAGAGGGAAAGAAAAGAAAGAGGAAAGAAAAGAAAGAGAAAAAAAACAUGCGGAGGGAACGUAGUAACGGAGGAAUAACAAUAUCGGGGAACGGAAUGAGAUCUGGAAGAAAAGAGAAAAGGAAAACACUCGUCACUGCCAAACGUCACUGCCAGCUAUUGCGUAUUUAGGAUUUCGUCGAUUUAUACAUAUAUAUAUAUUUUUCCUUAUUUUUUUCUUCGUACUUUAAUUUAGCAAAUUUCUUGCGGCGUCCAACGAGAGAUUUGAUUUUUAUUUCUCACCUUAUUUUUCAUUCUCUCUAAACGUUUCCUUCGCCGCGUCACCAAGCAUUCAACGAUUAUGAACUGAGACAAUGAAGUCGAUCGUGGUCCAAUUUUUGCGCGUGUCUCUUGUAACUUUGAAUUUUUCUUCUCUACGACUUUUCCAUUUUCUUCUGUCGCUCGCCGAUAGCCAAUCGCUCUUUAUCUUUGCUCCUCCGUCGGCUGCGCGUCUCUACGUCGUCAUCUCCAUCGCUGCGCCGUUUAACGUCAACGUCCGUCACGACUCGUUUACGCGACUCUUUCUUUUUUUUUUAUUCCCACGAGAACUGCCAAUCACUGAACGGCCACUGCCACGAAACGUAGAUAAGUAAGAGACAACGCGAUUAAUUUCAUUGUCAUCACGCGCGACUGGCAAUUCGGCCUCAAUUAAGAAUAUCGUUAGCCAUUGGUUUAAGGAUUAUUAUUUUCUUCACUCUUUCCCUUCUGUCAUUCACACUCAGGUUCCUCAAACGUCACGCGUUAACACGCUAAAUUAUCCUUCACCGAUUGUUCAAUGUAUUAGACAGCUUUGCAUAUCCGUACGAACGAUUCGUUUUCGCUUGGUAGGCAAACAAAGACGUAAUCAAAGAUUUAAAAGAAAAAUCGAAUUUCAUUUAUUCACAUUGAAACGCAUAUGCAAGUACCGUCAGUGCCAUAAGCAUCCUUCCUCUCGCACAGUUUGGCUUUUCGUGGCGCUUACGAAUUACGAGGGUUUAUAUCUGUCUCUUUUGUAUAUCCUGUACACGCCUUAUUGUAAUUUCCUGCGAAUUGUCGAACCGAAGUAAUGUUUUCUUUUAAUUUUUCAACCAAUACGUUCGUUCCCGUCUACUGACGUAUCACUGUGUUAUAUCGGUUGCGUAGAAAUCAGGCCUCUGCGAGCCACCGUGGGACCAAUAGAUUACGUUUACUUACUAACCAAUCACAGGGCGUCACUACGCGAAUCCGAUUAUCUUUGAUCUGCGACACAAUCUUGCACGAUUAUUAGUAACAACCUUUGUUGUUGUUCGGAAUGGCUGUGCCAGUACAAAAUUUCGUACACGGACCCCCUCGUCAAUUCGUUUGCGCUUGAUCUCGAGGAAUGAGCGACAGCAGCGACAACAGUGCAGACAGUAACGAGUAUCAGUAUCGCUAAGAAUUAAUGUUAAUUGUACGUGGAUAAUAUAUUGUUGUGAGACGACAAAAAUUUAUUUAUAAACGAGCGAACCCCGUGCGAGAGACUGAUUAUUAUUUUUUGUUAGAAGUUAAAUAUUUUUUUUUUUCCUUUAAAUUUGCCUUUUUAAAUUUUCCCACGGGUGCGUUGCCUUCGUUAGUUCUCUUAAUCAGCUUUUAUUUCUUUACGUUACGUUCGUUAACGUUGUCGAUGCUGUUGCCAUUGCCAUCCUUUCGCCUCUCAUUUAAUAUCUAAUUCUUUAUAAUCGUAAAUUCAUUUUUUUCCCAACAGGACACACAGUACACACACACGUAACACGAUGGAACACACGUGCGGUGCGGUCCGGUCAAAAAAAAAGAAUUCCCACCACGAUCCUAGAUUUUAAGAAUACUUUUCCAACGUAUUGAUAAUUCGAUCAUCCUUCAUUGUAAUUCCUCUUUGUAUUCGCUAAUUCAUUCAUUUCCUUUUCUUACGAAGACUGCGAGUGGACCAAUACCCGCGAAGAGUGUCACGUCCCUUUACCGAUUAAUUCUUUUCGUUGAUAAUUGCGAGCGUCGCUGCUCUUUCCUGUUGUAAUAUGAAAAGCAGAGAAGUGAAAAGAGAAAUAAGAGAGAUAUACUGCUCUUACCAACGAGUCCCUUGCGAGAUUGCGCAAUGCCGGAUAACUAUUUUUUAAUUUUGUGAUCCCUUGUAAAUUUACAAUUAAAUAUUGAGAUUCGUCGAUAGGAUAUGUUGCGUUGGAUUUUUCGAGAAGCCUGCGAGCACGUGUUCUUUUAUUAAUUUCGAUUUAGAGUAUAAGAUGGAAAUUGAGGAAGGAGAAGGAAAAAUAGAGAGAAUAAGAUAUGACACUUAUGCAACAAUUUAAUUCUUGUUUUCACUUUUUUUUUUUUCUUCUAUUGUCCUUCUCUCCGAUUCUUUUGACUUUCUUUUCCUGUUCCUCUUCAAUGCAUUAAACGAUUCGUUAAUCCUUCCUAUAGAGUUACGGUGUGCGCCUACGCUUGCGUGCGUACGCGUAAGCGGUCCAAUUCUUCGUGAACAUUCGUAAGACGGUAUAAAAGUUCUUUGUCAUGUGUAAAGUAGCCGUACAGAAGAGAAGAGCACGUAAUGGAAAGAAGAAAUAAAGAAAUUUAUAUGAAUGGUACAAAUUACGUUAGUAAUUUUGCGUUAGUAAUUAUUUCAAACGUCCUGGAUUGGCCAAAACAUCAUUAACGAAUCGAGGGAUAAUUAAUAAAUUGAAGGCGCACGCGAUACGAAAGAAAAACAAAAUUUUUGUCGCAACCUCAAAAUAAAAAAAUUUUCCUUCCCCUGUCUCAACCCAAUUUAGUCCCUCGACUCACCAAUUUUAGUUAUUUUUUUCUUCCUUCUUUAUCCACGAUUGACUGUACCAGUGUUUCACGUGUUAAUAAUUACAACAAAAAACACUCAACACAAGCACACGGUCACCUCGCAUGUCCCAGCACCUGAUACAACAUUUAUAGAAACAACGGAACAUUUAAUUUAUCAAUGCCUAGAACGGUAGGGAGAUUAGAGAGAAAGAGAACAGAAUAUUACAAGUGAUAACGAUACUGAUAAUAAUAAUGUUAUUAAAGUGCACGAACGAAGAAAAUAUUUGAAAAAACGCCAUAACGAGACCACAUUUUAAACGAGACGUUGGAUUUUGUAGGGGAAUUUUUCUAGGGAAUUUUUUGCACUAUAGCGACAGUACCGUAUUUAAUACCUAGGAUGCUAACUACUAUUUCUUAUAUGUAAGACAGUGCUGUGUAACAUACUUACGUAAGCUGAAAGCAAAAGAGUAAAAACGAUAUUUCUUACAGCUAACGGUAAAGCUAGACAAGAAGAUUCUAGUGGGAUUUUGUAUGUGAUUCGCUGUGCGGCGGGAAUGGUUUGAAAAUUACUAUGACGUGAUGGUUCGUUGGGCUGAUUAACGUAUUACGAACGGAAACGAAUGAAGCUACCGACUGGUUUCUGUCUGUACGAAAUUGGCCUACGUGUUGUCACGACUCGAAAAGACGGGCAAUGGUUACCAAUGAGAAUCGUGGAAUUUCUUUGAGGGAUCUCAGUGAGGUUAACGACGGCGAUGCUUGCGUGAAAUUCCACGAGAACGAAGGACUGCCAAUCGGACGAAUGCGAAAAGCGCGGGUAAGCAAUCUCGAAAGUGACGCGUUUGAAUCUUUGGCCGCGCAUGUUUUUUUCAUUUCAUUGUAAGAAACGGGUCGAGAAGGACGCGCGCGCGCUAUUUAUUACAAAGGGACGUGUGCGAAUCGAGCGAAUCGUAUGUGAGAAGUAACAAACAAAAGAAAAGUGAUGACGAGUGACUGCGUGUAUGUUUGCGCAUGCGUGCGCGAGAUUAACUCAAUUUAACGGCACCUACACUAGUAAUUUUUUUUUUAUUAAAUAAGAGCGUCCUGUAAAUAGAAAUUAAAUGAGUGAUAAUGUGAGAAUUAAAGCACUGUGAGAAUAAGUUUUACAGAAGCAAAAAGAAAAAAAUAGCUGUUUUCGGUGAGAAAUGGAGGAAUAAAAUUUUUUAAAAAAGUCAAAUUCCGUGCGAUGGCGUCGCGUAAUCUUGUAUCAUAUGCGUUGCAAGCGCGACAUGAAUUAUUUUGUCACGUGAGAAGGGGAUGCAAAAGAAAGCACGGGAGACAAAAGCAUGUGUGCGAAAUAGAGAGAAAAUUUUUUUAAAAAACAAAAAUGUUAAGAAACCAAAACGUUACCAUAUUUUUGCAGUAUAUAAAUUUCUUGAUCGCUCCACGGAGUGCUAAUGACAAAGCAUCAGGGGAUCGAUACCUGAGAUUCCGGUUGUGUAAUGACAAGUGCUAAAAAUUUAGAAAUUUUAUAAAAAAAAAAACGAAAGAAAAGGAAAAAAGAGAAAACAGAACAAAUUAAGAAGAAAAGCAAAAAAUGCCUCAACCGCUUUUCUUUUGUCCUCCCUAUACGUAUAUGGUUACGUCGAUUUAAUCGACGAUUAUCAUCAAUAAAUUAAAUCGAGCGAGAGUCAUCUAUCGGACGAGGAAAAAUAUUAAUUUUGAAAAAAUUACAAAAAUAUUUCGAAUGGUACAAAAAAACAGACACCCCUUUCUAUUUGCAAUGAGUAAGCUUUAUAAAUGCGGCUUUCUGGUUUUCACGAUGCUCUCGUUACGGUACUUGUCGUAUUACAACAGCAAAAACGAACGCUUGCACCGAGCAAGCGCAACGCAUGGGAAUCGUGUGGGUUCGAGAGGAGAGCAAAAGAAAAGUACGAAAAAAAUAAAAUAAAAUAAAAGAGGGCUUAAGAGACGCGUAAAUUAUGUACAAAUAUGUGAGGAGGGAAGAGAAUUGCGAUUCGCGCAUGCGCAUAAAAAAUAAGUAACGUCGUAAGAUUAUUAGACCCAAUGAUAAACACGAAGGCGGGUAUACCGAGUAUAGCGUGAAAGUUGAGACGUAACAGAAGCGAAGGAUAAAUAACUACGAGGAUAAAGGUGGAGAAUUAGUUUCAAGAAAAAGGGGAUAAGAUAUUGUGAGAUAUCGAACUUAUUUUUCGAGAGCUCGUUCACGGCUACACACCGCUUGUAAAUACGGUAUUAAAUGCGUAUAGGAUAUUGAAACACGCAUAGGUAUAACUAUUAUAAAUGGUGUUUGCAUUUAUUAUAAAUUCUAUGUAAAGAGGGAUGAUUUAACGUGGACUCGAAUGAGAAUGACGAUAAGGAUAAGGAUAAGGUUAAGAAUGAUGAUAAGGAUAGAGGUACGACCAAGGAUACUUAUCCGAGGAUCAUGGAGAGGGAUGCAUGUAAAUUUCGAAGAUGAAGACUCUCAGUUUAUGGCAUUUGCGAGGAUAGUGCAAAACCUUUGUGGAAUCGAAAGAUCGAGGCGUGAUUAUGAGAGAAUAAAAAAAAUCGAAAAUUGAAAAAAAGCGCACCAAAAAUUUUUUUAACUUCAAAAAAAUAAUUUUUUCGUACUUCACGAGAUAGAUAAAAAUUCAAACAAUUUUUUACAAAAAUUCUUCAAAUCUAACUAUCAAAUGAGUAUCGCCUCGAUCCACAAUCAAUAAGGUCGCCAUUCAAUGUGGACUACGUAAUCAUGUAUAUUCGUUUCUUUAGUUAAAAUUACUCUUCACUUUUAUUAUACCCUAUACCGCAAAUGCUCUAAAUGUCUAGUUAGAGAAACGCUUGUAAUGUAAAGAAAUGGUAGAGAGGAAAAGAAAUAUUGUAUAGGACGAAUAUACGAUUAGCCAUAGGGUGAGAGUGAGUGCGAGAGAGAGAGAGAGAGAAAGCGCGAAUUCAAGUAUAUGAACGCCUGUAAGUAUCAGAUCCACGCGACGCAAUAACGAAUAGUUCAAAGUGAAUUAAUCGAAGGUCGUCGUGAUCGAGUCGUUAAAUAAAAUUGAUGAUAAAAAUUUUUUUUUCGAAAAAAAAAAUAUAUACGUUUACACGCGUUUCAUGGAUUUUGUUGAAAACUGGAAAGCCCUACAUUUAACGAAUAGACGUAGAUACAUAUGUGCGUGCAUAUGUACAUAUGUGUACACAUGUGUACCUCAGGAUUGGUAUGAGUGGGUGUGUGUGUGUUCGCGCUCAUUACGCUGUCUUUAACUAUACACGAGUUUCCCGUAAACGUUUUCAGGGUUUUUUAGGUAAAUGCGAACAAAAAAAAAGUAAUGACGCUCGGUUUAAAUUACACGAACACGUAAAAAAAAUGGCGACGAUCAUUUCCAGUAUGAAAGGAAGUAAACGUGUAAAAGUCGGAAGUGGCGUUUUUUAUAUUCUUUGCUGAAUUCUGUGAUUUAAUCGUCGCGCGAUAAUUUAUCGAGAUGAAAUAUAUUGAAAAAAAAAAAAAAAAAAUGGCGAUGAUC
Messenger RNA from Cephus cinctus (wheat stem sawfly), 11963 nucleotides. It is a transcript of the gene jing, whose product is annotated as zinc finger protein jing homolog. The record is from RefSeq and is a predicted model, not a curated record. The transcript has 8 exons. Lineage: Eukaryota; Metazoa; Arthropoda; Insecta; Hymenoptera; Cephidae. Gene Ontology annotation, biological process: regulation of transcription by RNA polymerase II. Bases 101 to 2494 code for a protein of 797 amino acids. Gene Ontology annotation, cellular component: ESC/E(Z) complex.